Messenger RNA from Capsicum annuum, 1431 nucleotides. RefSeq lists its product as uncharacterized. The coding region runs from base 302 to 1174 and encodes 290 amino acids. The transcript is spliced from 2 exons. Lineage: Eukaryota; Viridiplantae; Streptophyta; Magnoliopsida; Solanales; Solanaceae. The record is from RefSeq and is a predicted model, not a curated record.
AUUAACGACUCCGUUAACAAAAUGGCACAAAACGAAAGAAAAAGUGCCGCAAAGCCUAUUUUGAUAUUGAUAAUCUAUUAAAAGAGCGGCUUAUUUCAUUCACCGUCUUUCUUGUUAUUACAGCUCAUUUUGGUGGUGAGUUCAUUAUAGAUUGUGGUUGGAUGUGCAAUUUAACCAAGUAUCGGGGAUGUAGUGUAAUAAAUAUAAAAAUAUAGAAUAAUGAAGAUUAUAGUAUUAUAAUAGGAAAAAGAAAUGAAAGCAGAGCUGGAAUCCGCAAGAAAAGAACUCAAGGAUAAGAAUAAUGUCGAUGAACGGCAGAGAUAGCCGACGACGUCGUAUUGUUGAACGGGGAAAUGACCGACUAGCCCUAAUUACUGGCCGGAUCCCGACUCUAACAUCGGAUACAGGAUCGGGAGGCGGAACGGAAACGGGAUCGGAAACUCGCCAUUCCUACACCUCUUCUUGCCCUACUUGGAUUUCUCAAAAUCAUCUCGUUUCUGAGCAAUCCUCUCCUGUUUCUGUUAGUGGGAGCGGGGCCUCUACACCAUUGUUGUUCGACAGAGACCAUGGAAUUGAGCCUGGCGAACAUGAUGAAUCUGAUGGCAAAAGCAGAACUACUCCAUUUAUGCGAAAAUGUGAGUCAAACAUUGAAACAUCAAGGGAACCUGCCUUGGAUCUUGAUCACAAAGAACAGUUAUUUCCGGAUUCAUCUACUUUAAAUCCUCCAUGCCUUUCUGCUUCUGAUGGGGGUCAACUUUUAAAGCUGAAGAGCAACUAUCACAACAUUUUCGCCCCAAAUAAAAUUAGUUCUGCAAUUGCAGCUUCCGAGAGUAUUCGCUUCAACUUUUCCCUUGUGGCUGCCAUUUUGGUUCUUGUAUCCUAUAACAGCCACUUCUUCAAGGUGGUCUUAUUUUUCAGACCUCUUCUGCUACUGAUGUUGACCAACAUAUCGAUUGUUAUUGCGCGCCUUCUCGCAGAAGAAGCUGGGUCUCAGAGGAAUCAAAAAGCAGCAGCAAACAGUAUCCCUGCUGCUGGUAUGGUUGAUCAAAUUGGGAAGGCUCUGGAGCUGGGUUUGUUAUUGCAAAACGUUAUGGGUGCAAUGUUUAUGGAUUGUAGUAUCUACUCAAUAACAGUCGUAUGUGGCGUUUCGGUAGCACAAAAGCUUGGCUGGUAAAGUUUUUCCUGGCUGGAGGAUCUUAAUAAUAGCUGUAUCAUUUUGAUAAAUUGUUUUCUCUGUUUCUUCCCUUGUUUUGAGAAACAUUUUGCUGCUUUUCUUUCUUAAUCCCCCAACCCCGCCCCCCACCUGCCCCAACCAAAAGAAAAACACAGAAAUGAACUUUUGUAGAUGCUUAUAUCCAGUUUUUGUAGCUUCAACAGAUCUGAGAAAUGAACUUAUGUAGAUGUUCUCAAGUUUCUAAAGCAUUUUUGUGA